ACCAUCUUAGUGUUACUGUUGCCCUUUUGCUUGCCACUCCCCCAGGAAUUCACUCUGACUAACUGAAGAUAUAGACCUGUGCUGCUGCUUUUUAUUUCUCACCUAAGUCUGUGUUCACCAGACACAUGUGUUUCUAACUUUCUGUUUCUCCCGCGGUCCUUAUAUUUUACUUAACAAUUGAAAUGAAGCUUCAAUCUGCAAGAACAAGAAAUGUCUCCGUUAACUGUGACAUUGAAGAAUUGUAAUGUUGCACUCUACACCACGAAACCACAAAGCUCCUUCUCCUUUUCCGCGAGAUGAGCAAAAAUAGCUCUUUGUAUGGACUUGCAAUAUCCAUCUAUGAUUGGAAGACACUACUAAGAAUUCUGGACAAUAACAGAGACAGCUGCACAACUCAAUAUAGCUACAGUAUACUCUGUGCUCAUCUGGGAAAUCUUAAUUGUAUCUUUAUCAAAACCAUAUGAGAAAAUAAUUCUAUUAAGAAUCUACUCCAUGGAAGUCAAUUCCAAUUGUGGAAUUAAGGAUAUGGUGAAUACACCAUUACUGCAGUGCCUGACUUUUUCAAGCCUGCACUUUAACAUCUAACAAGCUAUUUUUAAAUAGUAUGAUGAGUUUAAUAGAAACUGAACUUACAUGUUAUUUUACAUAGUUGCUUUUAAAAAGUUACUUCCACUUUUUUGCUGAAGUUUAGUUAGCUUACUGAUGUUGAUUCUAUGCCUAGUGUACAGAUAUGCCUACCUUUCCAAAAUACUCAGGAACUUAAUUUUUGCUCUGCCUCUUGGGGAAAACACUUGCUUAUCUCACCAUGAAAACGUUAAGCAAGCAUUGUAUGCAGUGAUUCCUUUGUUUGACUCAGAUAUGCUAAUAAGGCAUUAUUACCUCGGAACAUACUGGGACUGGAUAGGUUGGCUUAUUUUUCAAAUCUUUUUUCCAUCCACUGUUUGCUCCUAACCAGAGUGAAGGUAUAAUAAGCAUCUGCCACUUUUAAAAGCUUUAAAAACAACCUGCACAAUCAGCAAACCUGCUAUGGGAGAUCUUCAGAAAGUGCUUGACAGAGGAGAAUAUAUUCCCUUGAAAUCUGCUCCUGUGUUUGAGAGUAAAUUUGUUCAGGUAAAUAGGCGAGGUGGAUCAAUUUACCUUCAUAAUCGUCCCAACUUUGUGACUAUGGGCAUAUGUGCCUCCAGCACAAAAUUGUCAUUACCAAAUGUGAUGCUGCUUGCCCAUUCAUCCCCCUAUUCCUCCAAAGAAGACAUUUCAGCCUGUCCAUCAUCUAUCCAGCAUUCACGUUCUAAAGAUGAACUAGUACUCACCAGGUUCUUGCCUUUGAAGUUUGUAGACCUUUCCAUUCACUCUGCUAAGAAGAGACGGAUCAAGCUUAAGUUGGAAAAUGGCCGUGCCUAUUACUUAGAACUCUGUGCUCCACCACAGAAGCAGAGUGACUUAUUCUCUCAGUGGGUGCGGCUCAUCAAUCUGCUGAAAUCUAAAUCUAAGGAGUCUUCAAUUAACUCUCUUUAUAAGGAUUUUGAGACUCAGGAGGAAAACAGAGCCAUCAGGAGUAAAACAGGAAUACAAGGAAAAAACUCAAUACAGCCUCUUAAAAAUCAACCAACUAGUCAAGAGUCAGCAGAAAUCCUUAAGAAAGCAUCUUCCAAACGUGUCACCUAUUCAGAUAUUGUGGGUUCUACUGAAGAAUUUCAGAACAAGAGCCGAACAACAGUUUCUUCUGACAGCUACAUGAAACAGCCCCAUGGUGAUUCAGUGAAACAAAAUAAAUUUAGUCAAGAAUUAAUGGAGACACCUAUCAGAAAAAAAAAAUCUAGGGAACGAGAACCUUUUCCCAGAACCGAAAAAAGACUACAAACUUCAGUUAUUUCCAGUGUAACUGUUUUCCCUCUGAUUAACCUUUCUUUCCCCCUUCUGCUUUAAGUCAUUGUGCUUUCAAAAAUUUACAUUUUUCUCAUACCUUGGAUCCCCUACCACACUUCACUUCUCCCCCCAUGUCUUUUUCCUCCAUAUAUUUUCUUGGAUGUAUUCUUCUCAAUACAUGCAUGCAAAGGAAGUCCCUUUCCCAUUUGUUUUCAAAAUGAUGCUUUCCUCAGCUUUUCAGCAUCCAUAAGAUCUACUUUUCAAAUUGUCUUUCACAGAACUAUCAUAACUAUUUUUCAUAUUAUACCAAAUAACUGAGAUACACAACAGCAAUAUGUAACUGAUAAAACAGCUGAAGUUUUAAAAACUAUCCUUUCAACCUAGUGGAUAUCAAUUCUCAUAUAUCUUUGAAAUGGACAAAUGAGAACUAGCUUGUAAACAGGUAUAGUUCUAAUUAUAAACAUUAAUUAGUGACUUUAAAAGAUGGAUGGUUGACAAUAGCUAGGAAAAACAAAGGUCAGUUUUGUCUAAAUCCCUGAAGCCCAACCCACCCAAUCCUGCUACACACACACACUUCCCUUGAUGCUUUUUCCUUUAUUUCUCCUCUUUUUCUGUAACACUUUUUAAUCUGCUUCUCUGGGCUAUAUUUUCCUCAUGCUCCUCCUGUUUUUUUACAGGAAUCCUAAAAAAUAUCAGUCACUCUGAACUACUUUAUUACAAGUAAUAUUGAAAAAAAUGUGCUGUCAUAUAAAUGUUGUGAAAAGAAACUAAGCUGAAGAUGCCAAGUGAAAGAAGAAAACAAGGUGAUCAGAUGGGAAAUGGAGAGAAAUUCAGAAACUGUAUGAUUCUUCUCUUCCAGUAUAUUAAACUACUGAAAUACUA
Molecule: messenger RNA, 2748 nt
Organism: Candoia aspera
Lineage: Eukaryota; Metazoa; Chordata; Lepidosauria; Squamata; Candoiidae
Gene: GARIN2
Product: golgi associated RAB2 interactor family member 2
Exons: 7
Coding region: 1027-1926 (299 amino acids)
Cellular component (GO): nucleus
Source: RefSeq, a predicted model, not a curated record